AUGGCUUCAAGAGUAUCCAGAGCACUGCCGGCACUCCGCUCUAUAUCUAGGAGUGCCAUCCAAAAGAGUGCGCCUCGUACACUCGUUUCCGGAGCUGGCGUAGCGCGGCUACGAGGUCAGGUCCUCGGUCGAAGAGGCAACGCUACAGAGGCUUUGGCACCUCGGGAGAUCAAACCCUUCGUGGAAGAUGGAACAGUGAACGCUUUCCAUGGGCCCAGGCCAAAGAUCACUCAUGACAUCUCGAAACUUUCGACCAGCCUUGAGAACCAGAAGGUUGUCAUCGCCGGGUGGCUUUCUUCCCAGAGGCGUGCUUCUGAGAAGCUCCACUUCUACACUCUCCGAUCCCCUUCCUCAUCUUCUGCCGUCCAGCUCAUCUCGAAAUCAAAAUCAGGCGAAGGAUUGAUGGACUGGCCUCUUGAAAGUGUUGUUCUCAUCGAGGGUACCGUCAAGGCUCGAAAGUCGAAGCCCAAGGACGCCACUUCUCCCGUAGACGACAUUGAGCUCGAAAUUGGAAAGGCGAUCCUGCUCAACCCGGCCGACAAGGUCCUUCCCUUCUACCCCAACAAGGGUCCUCUGGUCAACGAAGACCUUCGAGCCCAACAUCGCUACCUCGACCUCCGCCGCCACGAGCUCGCCUCCAACCUCCGCCUCCGAUCCCAAGUCUCCCACAUCGUCCGCACAUAUCUCCACUCUCAAAACUUUACCGAAAUUGAGACUCCCAUCCUCCUCAACUCUUCCCCAGAAGGUGCUCGGGAAUUCCUCGUCCCCACCCGCUCUCCCAAUGCCGAUGGUCAACCGACCUUUUACGCUUUGCCCCAAAGCCCUCAACAGCCCAAGCAGCUCUUGAUUUCGUCGGGUGCUGUGGACAGGUACUACCAGAUCGCUAGGUGUUUCAGGGACGAAGAUGGAAGAAAGGACAGACAACCCGAAUUCACCCAGAUCGAUCUCGAAAUGGGCUUUGUGAGCGGUGCUGCUCCUGAACCUACACCAGGGCAGGAUGGUCAGGAGAUGAGGAGUACCUGGGCUAUCGGAGGAUCAGAAGUGAGAGAAGUCGUGGAAGGGAUGGUGAAGAAGAUUUGGAAAGAAGUGAAGGGUAUUGAAUUGGAAGGGUGGUUCAGGGUCAUGCCUUACCAAGUGGCUAUGGACGUCUAUGGAUCGGACAAGCCGGACACGAGGUUCAAGUCGUAUUGUCUUCCUAUCGGGUACUACCCUCAUCUUUCGGAUCCUUCCAUUGACAAGGUGUUGAUGGACGAGAGCCCGUAUCAGGUGGAGUGGAUGGUGACCCCCGCCGAGCAAGCCAAGGGUAUUGAUAUCAAGACUAUCGCUGGUGAUAACGCCUUUAUUGACUACGUCAAGAUCACUCCUGAAAACACCCACUCGUGGCUCGGUGAAUCCGUGCUCACCGCUCCUCUCGGCCUCCAGCUCGACAAAAACUCGCCAUACCCCGGCGGUGUUGAACCUGGAGAUAUCAUCUGGCUGUCUAGGCGAAAGAAGAUUGCUGAGGGCGGAUGGACCAACUUGGGCAGGCUGAGGGUGCAGAUCAUGGAUGAGCUCGUUUCCAAGGGUCUUGCCCAACUUCCCGACGAGCCUCACUUCUUGUGGAUCACCCAGUUCCCUCUGUUCACCCUCGCCGACGAGGACAAAGCUCAACUCUCCCGCGGACGUUACGCUGCCACCCACCACCCCUUCACCGCCCCCGCUUUCGAAGACCUCCCCGCCCUCAAAGCUGGAGACGUCUCCAACGUCAAGGGACAGCACUAUGACCUCGUCCUGAACGGCCAAGAGAUCGGAGGAGGCAGUGUGAGAAUACACGAUGUCAAGUUGCAGGAAUACGUCAUGAGGGAGAUCUUACAGUUGGAUGAUGAGGAAGUGGGCAGGUUUGAUCAUUUGCUGAGGGCGUUGAAGUGUGGCGCGCCGCCGCAUGGUGGUAUAGCGCUUGGGUUUGACAGGUUGGUGGCGAUCCUGGCAGGCGCGAAGAGUAUCAGGGACGUGAUUGCGUUCCCGAAAUCGACGACGGGGCAGGACCCAGUGUUCAGGUCUCCUAGUGUGUCGGGGGACGAGGUGCUGAAGGAGUAUGGGCUUUGCAGCCUGAAGAAGGAAGCCAAGCACGAAGAGAAGGAAGCGCAGGUAUGA
This is a messenger RNA of Cryptococcus wingfieldii CBS 7118, 2133 nucleotides long. Its product is annotated as aspartate-tRNA ligase. Lineage: Eukaryota; Fungi; Basidiomycota; Tremellomycetes; Tremellales; Cryptococcaceae. The coding region runs from base 1 to 2133 and encodes 710 amino acids. Gene Ontology annotation, cellular component: cytoplasm; mitochondrion. Gene Ontology annotation, biological process: aspartyl-tRNA aminoacylation. The transcript is spliced from 7 exons. Gene Ontology annotation, molecular function: ATP binding; aspartate-tRNA ligase activity. The record is from RefSeq and is a predicted model, not a curated record.